Dioscorea cayenensis subsp. rotundata (Guinea yam) is the source of this 2979-nucleotide messenger RNA. Its product is annotated as receptor-like protein EIX1. Lineage: Eukaryota; Viridiplantae; Streptophyta; Magnoliopsida; Dioscoreales; Dioscoreaceae. Gene Ontology annotation, molecular function: protein binding. Bases 1 to 2979 code for a protein of 992 amino acids. The transcript has 4 exons. The record is from RefSeq and is a predicted model, not a curated record.
AUGUCUGUCUUCCAAGCAUGUCUGCUGCAACUGCUACUACUGCUACUUGCUUUGCAAUGCAGUGAUGAGCUUUAUCACUGCAAUGCAGCUACUCUGGUUCCCACUGCUGAACAUCCUGCUAAUUGUAUAGAGAGUGAGAGAAUGGCUCUUCUUGAUUUCAAGAAGUACAUCAAAGAUCCAAACAACAAGCUCUUUCUUGGACAGGACAAGACUGCUGCUCAUGGGAUGGUGUCCACUUUCAAGGAGUUGAAGUACCUUAAUCUUUCUGGAGCUGCCUUUGACGGACCCAUCCCUUCUAGCUUUGGAAACCUAUCCAGUUUGCAAACUCUUGACCUCUCAAACAACUUUAUUUUGAAUUAUGAACUCACAGACUUUCAAUGGCUUUCUAAUCUCACUUCAUUGCAAUUCAUUGAUAUGAGUGCUGUGAGCUUGGAAAACAUGUCUACCAGCUUGUUUGUAGCUCUCAACAAGCUUCCUUUCAUAAAUGAGAUACUUUCUUCACCAUUCAACCUCCAAAGGCUUGAAUAUCUAGACCUCAGUAAUAACUAUAAUGCUGUUAAAAAUGAGCAUGAUUUUCAAUGGCUUUCUCAUCUCACUUCAUUGCAACAUUUUGAUAUGAGUUUUACCGCCUUAGGCAACUCUUCAAUUAGCAUGUUCCUAGCUCUCAACAAGCUUCCUUCCAUAAAUGAGAUUCACUUAGACAAUUGUGAGAUAGAAAAGUUUCCUCAUUCCAUUCCUCAUCUCAACUUCUCAGUUCUCUCCUUUCUUGAUCUCUCUUACAACCAUAUCGAUUUCUCAGAGGUAUCCUGGGUGUUCAGUCUCACAAGUCUCCAAUAUCUAGACCUCAGUCGCAAUGAUCUUGAUCGGGAUCGCUUGUUCUCUUCUCCCGAUCCUUUUAGGACAGCAAUACGACCGGAAAAUAGUGGGCAGCCCAGUAAAGUAAGCAUUCCUGAAAGCAUGGGCAAUCUUUGCAGAUUGCAAACUCUAGACUUGUCAUACUUGAGUAUCAACAAGAGACUGGCUGAACUUGAAGGUGUGUUUUCUGGCUGUCUUAAGGAUAGUCUCACUCAUUUGUACUUAAGAGGUGUAUAUGUUAAAGGAGAAAUACCAGACUGGGUUGGAGACAUCAAGAAUCUCAAGCUUCUUGAUCUCUCAAACAACAUACUCUCUGGCUCUCUGCCUUCAUCCCUGGCAAGACUUUCUUCUUUGGAGAAAUUACUAAUUUCUUCUAAUGAACUAAAUGGAACACUACCAGAGGAGAUUGGAAAACUUGCAGAGCUGGUAUAUUUGGAUCUUUCUGAUAAUCAGCUGCAUGGUGAUAUAUCUGAAAGCCACUUUGCUCAGCUUGAGAAAUUAGACAUGCUUGAUCUAUCCCUUAAUUCAUUGGUUUUCAAUGUGAGUUCUGAUUGGGUUCCUCCUUUUCUACUCCAAGGAUUAAGCAUCAGCAAUUGUUCAGUGGGUCUAGAAUUCCCAACAUGGCUUCAAAGGCAACACAAGAUGAAUACACUUGCUAUGUCACAUGCAGGGAUUUCAGACACCAUACCUGACUGGUUGGGGAACUUGACUUCUCACAACCUUGCCAUUCUAGACCUCUCUCACAACCAGAUUGAAGGGAUUAUACCCAAGUCCUUGAAUUUCACCAACAUGUAUCGCAUUGACCUCUCUUCAAACCAGUUUUAUGGCCCUCUGCCGGUAUUUGCCGGUUCUAGGUUGGUGCACAUAGAUCUUUCAAAUAACUCCUUUUCAGGUUUUAUCCCUCCAAACAUCAUUGAUGAGUUAAACCAGGUCUUUUUACUGUCUCUCUCCAUGAACAAAUUAAGUGGCAGUAUUCCUAGUUCAUUUUGUCAAAUGAGGGGACUGAUGGUUAUUAAUGUGUCUAAGAACCAAAUCUCUGAUAUGAAUUUGGCAAAUAACAACAUAUCUGGAUCCAUUCCUUCUUCGAUAUGUCGUCUUCCUGAUCUACGGACACUAGCAUUGAGCCACAAUGCAAUGCUUGGUGAGUUCCCUGUUUCAAUGAAGGAUUGCAGUCGAUUGGCCGGCCUGGAUCUCAGUUACAACAACUUCACUGGAAGAAUACCAAAUUGGGUUGGACAAAACUUAUCAAGUUUAAGUGUUCUCAUCUUAAAAUCAAACACUUUUACUGAUCACAUCCCAGAAGAAAUUUCUCAACUUGAAUAUCUACAAAUCAUAGAUUUGUCAAACAAUAAUCUCUCAGGUCCUGUCCCAAAAGGUCUGGGGAACAUCACUACUAUGCAAACAACUCCAGAGAACACUCACUUUUUGCCAUUAAUCUAUGGAGUUGGACAAACCAUUUCAUUGAGUUUCAACCAAAGAGAAGAUGAUUAUAAUACUGAGUUUGUUCCAUAUGUAAAAUACAUUGAUCUCUCCAUCAAUAAUUUGUCAGGGAGCAUCCCCGAAGAGCUAGCAAGUUUGUAUGGUUUGCAGAGCUUAAACCUAUCUGGAAACAUGUUAGAAGGUGAGAUUCCAAACAAACUGGGCAGGAUGCGGCAGCUGCAAUCACUAGACUUGUCAAGAAACAAGCUGUCAGGGAGCAUACCUUCAACUUUAGCAAAGUUGACUUUCUUGGGCCUCUUCAAUGUAUCUCAUAAUAACUUGUCUGGAAGAAUACCAUCAGGCAACCAGUUCAACACAUUCACAGAUCCUUCCAUUUACACUGGAAACCAUCUUUGUGGGUUCCCUCUGAGUGACAAUUGCACUAAAGAUGGUGAAACAAGCAAGGAAGGGCCAAAAGAUGAUGAACCUCAAAUGGAUGAAGAUGAUGAUGACAUCAUGUGGCUGUACAUUGGAUCCUUGUCAGGAUUUGCGGUUGGGUCCUCUGUUGUUUGGGUUGUCUUGGCACUGAAGAAGAAAUGGAGACAUGCCUACUUCCGUUCUGCAGACAAUACUUACGACAAAAUCUACGUUUUUGUUGUUGUGAGAUUCAAAAGGAUGAAGGAGAAGUUCAUCCCAAACAAUUGA